Lathyrus oleraceus (garden pea) is the source of this 714-nucleotide messenger RNA. RefSeq lists its product as uncharacterized. The transcript has 3 exons. Bases 1 to 714 code for a protein of 237 amino acids. Lineage: Eukaryota; Viridiplantae; Streptophyta; Magnoliopsida; Fabales; Fabaceae. The record is from RefSeq and is a predicted model, not a curated record.
AUGAAGAAGAAUGUGAAAGUACCUGAUUACAUCUCUAGAGUGAUUUUAAUCACAAAUGAGAUGAAAUCUUGUGAAGAAACUCUCUAUGAACAAGUAAUCAUUGAAAAGAAUAGUCUAGAGGCACAAAAGUUGUGUCUGAUUGAGAGAAACUCUGAAAGAGAGGUAAAGCAGACUCUGAAAGCGUCUUCUGGUAAGAAGAAUCAGAAGCAAUCUUGGCUAGAGGCCAAUAAGAGACAUGAUGAUGGUUAUCAGAAGUCAAAAGCCUCCAACUCUAAUGAGAAGAAACAUCAUAAGAGAAAGGAGAAGUUUAACAAGAAGAAGGAAAGGAAACCAGAAGAAGAAAAUAUAACUAGAGGGUAUUUUGAUGAUGAAAAUGUGUUAUUGAUGGUUUCUGAAUCUAAUGGUGGAUAUUUGGUAGACUGGUGGUAUAUGGACAUUGGCUUCUCAAAUAACCUAACUGGAAACAAAAAAUGGAUUAUUGAUUUUGACUCUAGAAAAAGGACAAAGAUCAUAUAUGUUGAUGAUAAGUAUCUUAACACUGAAGGAAUGGGAAAUUUAAAAGUCAGAGUGAAGCAUGGAAAAACUGUUCUGAUCAAGGAUGUUUGGUAUGUUCCUAGCAUGAAGAGUAAUUUGAUGAGUGUAAGACAACUAAUUGAGAAAGGCUUCUCAAUUACUAUGAAGGACAAUCUCUUGAAGUUGUAUGAUUCUGAUUAG